CUAUCUCCGAUGUUCCUUAUUCUCUCUUUCCUUUGCUUGCUUGCGUCUUCUCUGUAAUAUUAUUAUUCUCCUCCUUCCUCCUCCUCUUCUUCUUCUUCUUCUUCUUUGCCAUCUCCGAUUCCUCCACUCCACUCCUCUCGAUCCUCGCAGGCGGAAGCAAAAGUCCGAAUCCUCCUCUCCCUCCCUCCCUCUCUCUCUCUCUCUCUCUCUCCCCCCUUGCGUCGUCUGGACGUCUCUAUCUUGGUAUUGGAUAGCUCACUCCAAAUUGAUGUGCACUUCCUCUUGAGUAGCAUCUACAGAUAGAAGAGCUAUGCAACGGGAUAAUAAUACCAAUGCGCCGAACACGCCAAGGCUCCGGCACCGAAGACGCUCAAAUGAGGUUGUUCCAGACUCUAGUAGAGCAAAUGGAGGCAAUUUACUCGUUGAUGAUCAAAACAAGUAUCGGAGCAUGAUAAUACGUGCUCGCUCUACAGUAUGGAUGAUUGGAUCAUUCGCUUUAAUUAUCUACAUGGGCCACCUGUACAUUACAGCCAUGAUAUUUGUUAUCCAAAUCUUCAUGGCAAGAGAGCUUUUCAGUCUGUUGAGGAGAUCCCAUGAAGAUAGACAACUCCCAGGAUUUAGGAUGCUGAACUGGCACUUUUUCUUCACUGCGAUGCUCUUCGUGUAUGGACGCAUACUAAGUCAGCGGCUUGCGAAUACUGUAACACCUGAUAAAGUUUUAUAUCGGCUCGUGAGCAAUCUGAUCAAGUAUCAUACAGUCAUAUGCUAUUCCUUGUACAUCACAGGUUUUAUGUGGUUCAUUCUUACUUUGAAGAAGAAGAUGUACAAGUAUCAGUUUGGCCAAUAUGCGUGGACACAUAUGAUUCUGAUUGUGGUGUUUGUUCAAUCCUCCUUCACAGUUGCAAGCAUUUUUGAGGGAAUAUUCUGGUUUCUUCUUCCAGCAACACUGAUUGUUAUAAACGACAUUGCUGCCUAUAUCUUUGGCUUCUUUUUUGGAAGAACCCCAUUGAUCAAGUUGUCUCCAAAGAAAACUUGGGAGGGAUUCAUAGGAGCAUCAUUCUCGACUAUCAUAUCUGCUUUUGUGCUUGCCAAUAUUAUGGGUCGUUCCCAGUGGCUGACAUGUCCGAGGAAGGAUCUAUCAACCGGUUGGCUUCACUGCGAUCCUGGUCCAUUGUUCACGCCAGAGUAUUUUUCUCUUCAGGGAUUGGUUCCUGACUGGUUUCCUUGGAAAGAAAUUUCUAUUUUACCAGUUCAAUGGCAUGCGCUCUGCCUUGGUCUAUUUGCAUCAAUAAUAGCACCUUUUGGUGGAUUCUUUGCCAGCGGUUUCAAGCGAGCUUUCAAGAUCAAGGAUUUCGGCGAUAGCAUCCCUGGGCAUGGUGGUAUAACAGAUAGAAUGGAUUGUCAGAUGGUGAUGGCGGUGUUUGCGUACAUCUACCACCAGUCAUUUAUUGUGCCCCAGAGUUAUUCAGUCGAGAUGAUCUUGGAUCAGAUAAUGAUGAGCCUUAGUUUUGAGGAGCAGCAAGCGCUCUUUAUGAAGCUGGGGCAAAUUCUCCGGGAGAGGACAGUCGGGAAGUCGUAGGAAAUCUACAUCUCAUGAAAGGCUCAGUUUGGUUGGGUCCAUUUCUGCAGCAGCUCGUCAUCUUUGGCCUCGAAAUCAGAGUUGAUCAUAUUGGCUCAGCAAGGAAGGAAAAGACACGAUCUGUAUAUGUUUUUCCUCUUAGAAGUGCUAGUAGCUAUGCUCAAAUCUUUUUAGGUUGGUGGCAUAUUUGAUCUAGGUGUUUCGCUUCAUGUUCUGUAUAGUAACACUAGCCGAUAUCUUGUAUCGAGAAUGGCGUGGCAUUGAUUUUCUUAGCUAGCAAGUAGUUUGAUUCUGAUUGCUUUCCUGCAGGGGGUUUUAUGGAGGAAUAAUACCUUUUUGUUAAAUUUGUCACAAGCACUUUACCUGUAUGAUUCUUCGCAUUGUCUUCUGACAAUAAUCAGAUUCUCGCUCGCCUUUAUUCACGAGCACUUAGUUGUAUGAUUCUUAGCGUUUUCGCCUUU
Molecule: messenger RNA, 2040 nt
Organism: Punica granatum (pomegranate)
Lineage: Eukaryota; Viridiplantae; Streptophyta; Magnoliopsida; Myrtales; Lythraceae
Source: RefSeq, a predicted model, not a curated record